AUUUUGCUUAAACUCUCUAAAAUUCUCUGAAGCGAAACUCUCCAACUCGAAGAACAGCACACCGAAUCGACUUCACAUCAGUUUCAGGUAAAAAUGGUUUCAUUGAGAGAACUCACAGAGCAACGAGGUAACCAAGGUAGAGAUGGGGAGGAGGAAGGGGUUUUAGCCGUGGAGCCUAUCACUAUGAUAGUGCCACCGGAGUUGCAGGAUGUACCAGAAACAGUGACGCCUGAGAGCAGCGCCAGUUCCCGCGCCAGAGACGACGGUGACGACCACCCUAGUGCAUCGUCAAGCAGCUCGUCUACGAAAGAGACACCCAGCCGUGAAGAAGGAAUGGGGGAUGUGGUGAGCAAUGUCUCAGAUCGGCCGAUGAUUGGGGAAUGGGAAGGCGCAACGAUCCCGAGCAGGUUAAGCAACCUGCGAAAAGCACCGAAGGACCUGCCCGCUGGAUUCAGGUUCAAGGCUGCACUUCAUCACGAAGUAGCAGAUUGUGCGCCCUCCAUAAGUGGGUAUAAACGACUGGAGGAGAUGGUGAGGGCGUACCACAUCCCAAGGACUAUAUUGGUGCGAACUGGCGAGCAGAACGAGAGGGCUUGCUCGGUGUCGCGGACGGGCUGGAUACCCGUAUAUGCAAAUCAUUUUGACGUCGGUCUGCGAUUUCCACUGCCCGAGCUGGUGUUCGACCUGCUGGCCGACUACGAGCUGGCUCUGACGCAGCUGACGCCCAACAGCAUAAGGUUCAUCGUGGGCUUUAUGCUGUUGUGUGCGAGAUUGGAGGUACCGGCCAAGGCGAUAGUGUUCAGGUCGCUGUUCCAAUGCCGGCUGUGUCCAAACUCAAGAGGGGCGAGAUGGUACUACCUCUCUGGGAGGGAUAAGAGCCAGCUCUUCAAGAACGUGAGGAAUAAAGUGGCGCGGUGGAAAAGACAGUUUAUCUUUGUUCGCGACACACGAACAGAAAGGAUAAGCAAUGACCUGGCUGCCCGGCUGUCUGAUUGGCGCACGCCGAACGCCCACAUCAACUAUCCCCAACUGCUGCCUCGAGAUGUCAAUCUGAAGAACCAGCUACUUCAGCAUGCACAGAGGGAGGGUCUUAUAGAUCUAGAAGCCCUGGUUACCUCGAAGCAUCUCGCCAUAGCCGGGUUUGUCGAUGUGGCAAACCUGUUCAGCGAAGGCGAAAUGAGCAGCAUACUGGAGCAUCAGCGUCAACGUGCCCAGAGUUCCCGAGGCCGCGGGGCGGGCAGCUCCACGCAGAGGCAGACGCGGUUUGACGAGCGACCACCUGCAGCGCCUCAAUCACGCAGUUCGUCUCAUCGAGGAUCCAGCUCAUCCUCUCGACCGCGGGCUGAUCAGAAGGUAGAGGUGACGGCUCCCAGUGCACGCAGGCGUGCACGUGAGGAGACGGAGGGCGAUGAGGAUGAGCCCGCCAUGGUGCAGGCCAUGCACAGUUUUGUGCCCCCGACAGAUAAUCGGCGGGCAAAAGCGUUCAUGCAGCAGCAUGGUGGCCAGGUCGCCAUGAUCAAGCUGAUGGAUGCAUUCAACUACGCUGUGGCGCUCUACGAGAGCGAUCAGGCAGCUCGCACCCAAAACAGCGAGCUCGGUUCGAAGUGCAAGCAACUGGCUGCUGAGAAGGCCAGCCUUGUGGACGAUGUGAAUCGUCUGCAGGGUUCUGAAAUGGCAAACCGAGCCGCGGCUGCUGAGAGCCGGGCGGACGAGCUCGCCCACAAGAUCGAUGAGCUCAAGGAGGAGCUAGAGCGCGCCCAGGCCGAGCGAGAGAGUGGAAUUCAAGCAGCUAAGGAUGAGGCCGGCCGGGUUGAAGAGCGGGCAAAGAAGGCUAAGGCCGACAGGGAUCAGGCUCAGCGCGAGCUGAGCUCCCUUAGGCACCAGGUCGCCGAGGCGGACCGAAACCUUGCUGCUGCCGGGGAGGCUCUGAACGAGCUGAAGGCUUCCCAUGCCCGUUCUGUCGCCAUCGCCCGGGCUCAAGGGGCGGAAUGGUUCAUCGGCUCGGCUGCGUUUCAGGACGCUGUGGCGGUGGCGUCGACAAAUGUAACCACGGAGAUCUACAAUGAGAUCCGUGGGAAAGUACUGCAGCACCGCCCGGAUUUCCCAAUACGCGAGCUGGUCUUCUUUGACGAGGAGGAGCUAGACGAGCAGGGUAAGAGCCUUGCUCCCCUCGCUGAUGCAACUGUGAGGCUGAGAUGGGAUUUGAACGAGGAGGGCGUGCCCGUCUGGCCACCGUCCAUUCUGGAGGACGGGGAGGACCCAGUAGGACUGCCCUCGUUUGAUGCAUGGGUGGAAGGUGCUCCUGUAGCUGAGCAGGAGCCUUCAAGCACCCCACCCAAAUCUCAGCCCGCUGUGGUGCCGACCAGCUCGCCCGUCAGCGUGCCAGCCUCUGAGCUCGCCGCCCGAUCUCCUCCUGCUCACACGCCUGCAGUUGCGGCAGACGCAUCCAUGCCCGUCGAUCUGACGGAUGACUAGGCCUAGGACUUUUUUGUUUUAUUUUUUGUAUUUUUGUUUUGGCCUUUUUGUAUUUGAUCGACAGAUUCAGAUCGCCUGUGCUUUUAAUGUAAUAUCGUUGAUGGAAUACAAAAAUGAAUUUUCU
Rubroshorea leprosula is the source of this 2599-nucleotide messenger RNA. NCBI's taxonomy places the organism in Eukaryota, Viridiplantae, Streptophyta, Magnoliopsida, Malvales, Dipterocarpaceae. The record is from the annotation of a GenBank genome assembly.